GACAUACUUCCUCAAAAUUUAAUGGUUGAACGAGUCAAUUUCUCAAUAAAAAACGUGGAACUUUACAAACGGCACCUUUCCGACGUCAAAUUUCAAAUAGCACAAGAUGACGAACUAGAAGAGCGCGAGACUGAUCAAUCUUCAUGUAGUUCGGCCAAAAUUCUGGAAUUGGCUCGUUCAACCAUUAAAUUUUGA
This is a messenger RNA of Acaulospora morrowiae, 195 nucleotides long. The record is from the annotation of a GenBank genome assembly. NCBI's taxonomy places the organism in Eukaryota, Fungi, Glomeromycota, Glomeromycetes, Diversisporales, Acaulosporaceae.